This is a messenger RNA of Symbiodinium sp. CCMP2456, 711 nucleotides long. Lineage: Eukaryota; Dinophyceae; Suessiales; Symbiodiniaceae. The record is from the annotation of a GenBank genome assembly.
GAAAAAGGGGGCCAAUCGGCCGGGUACUUUCUGGGCGGCAAAAACAUUGGUUGGUUUGCGGUGGGUGCCUCCCUUUUCGCCUCAAAUAUUGGUUCAGAGCACUUGGUAGGUUUGGCCGGAGCGGGUGCUUCCGGAGCCUUUCCCAUGGCGCAAUUCGAAAUUCUGGCCGCCAUAAUGCUUUUGGUCUUAGCCUGGGUAUUUGUGCCCAUUUACCUGCGCCUGGGCGUAUUUACCAUGCCGCAGUUUUUAGAAAGGCGCUACGGCAGUUGGUCGCGCUCAUACCUCACCUGGGUUUCGCUCAUCGGCUACGUGCUCACCAAAAUAUCACUAACCAUUAUUGCGGGGGGCAUAAUAUUCGUUUCCCUACUGGGGAUUGACUUCUGGCUGGGCGCAACCUUGGUGGUGGUAAUCACAGGCGUUUAUACCAUUUUCGGUGGGCUGCGGGUGGUGGUUUACACCGAUAUGAUUCAGAUGUUUAUUCUCCUGGCCGGUGCCUUGGCCAUUGGUUACUUUGGCCUGCAAGAACUAGGCGGCUGGAAUCAGCUACAAGCGCGCACCGAUGAGGCAUACACCAGCCUCUGGCGGCCCUUGAGCCAUCCGGACUUCCCCUGGACCGGGAUUCUCUUUGGCGCACCCAUUUUAGGCAUUUGGUAUUGGUGCACCGACCAGUUUAUCGUGCAACGCGUGCUCGCGGCCAGAAACAUUGAUCAG